Molecule: messenger RNA, 414 nt
Organism: Clunio marinus
Lineage: Eukaryota; Metazoa; Arthropoda; Insecta; Diptera; Chironomidae
Source: the annotation of a GenBank genome assembly
AUGGUUUUCAAUCCGUGCUCUACACAAUGUGAAACUUUGCCUUUCUAUCCUUUCCCGAAUGAUCCGAAACAUGUUCACUUAGAUAUCUGUUUUCUUUCUUGCCACGGGGAACAUGACAUCAAUAAUGAAAGCAAAGCACAAGAGAAAAACCUUGUUACACUAAAUCGACAAUCAUUAUCGCCAACUUGUCGCAGAAACAUCACAUUGCUCUGUAUCAUUUGGCAAAUGUGUGUGCUUAUUCACAUCGUUUCAGAAAGCGAAACGUGGGCAACUGCUGAUGGAAAAGCAGACUUAGGCCGUGAGGUUCGGAGCGGAGCCUUGUGGCACAUCAAGACAUCAAAAAAUGUUUGUGGGAUUAAAAACAAACGAUAUUGUGCCAGGAUAUGUUUAACAAGGUUGGCAGACAUACUGUGA